UCUUGGCUCAUUUUUCUAUCUUGCAAAAACACACACCAAAAAAACCAAAAUAAAAAAAAAUAACUUUAGCCAUGACAAAGGAGGAAAUUGCCACUACAAAUGUGAACAUCUUGAAAAAAUCAAAUGUGAAGCCACAAAAACCACUAGGGAAAAAAGAAUGUCAAUUAGUAACAUUUGAUUUACCUUACUUAGCUUUUUAUUAUAACCAAAAGUUGAUGGUUUACAAAUUAGGGGCUGAAAGCUUUGAGGAAACAGUAGAAAAAUUGAAAGAUGGUUUGGCUUUAGUGUUGGAAGAUUUUUAUCAACUUGCUGGGAAAUUGGGAAAAGAUGAUGAAGGAGUAUUUAAGGUGGAAUAUGAUGAUGAUAUGGAUGGAGUUGAGGUAAUUGUGGCUGAGGCUCAAGAGAUUCAAGUUGCUAAUCUUACUAAUCAUCAAGAAGGGAUUAAGAAAUUCCAAGAUUUGAUACCUUAUAACAAAAUCUUGAAUUUAGAAGGACUUCACAGGCCUCUACUCGCCGUACAGCUCACCAAGCUUAAAGACGGGCUGGCAAUGGGAUUAGCAUUUAAUCAUGCUGUGCUGGACGGUACCUCCACGUGGCACUUCAUGACUUCCUGGGCCCAGCUCUGUAGUGGGGCCACCUCCAUCUCGGUCCCACCUUUCCUCGAACGAACUAAAGCUCGUGACACUCGAGUCAAACUCAACCUAUCUAAGCCAUCCGACGCACCGGAACAUGCCAAGUCGGAUCCACCUAUGCGUGACAGGGUGUUCAAGUUUUCCGAAUCAGCAAUUGAUCAAAUCAAGUCAAAAGUCAAUACGAACCCACCAGAAGAAGGCACAAAUAAUACGUCGUCGUUUUCUACUUUCCAAUCCCUCUCCGCGCACGUGUGGCUAGCUGUCACACGUGCGAGGCAGCUCAAACCGGAGGAAUACACGGUUUACACCGUGUUCGCUGAUUGCCGUAAAAGAGUCGAUCCGCCGAUGCCGGAGAGUUACUUCGGAAACCUAAUUCAGGCGAUUUUCACUGUAACGGCUGCGGGAUUGCUGCUAUCGAAUCCGAUUGAGUUUGCGGCAGGGAUGAUUCAGCAAGCAAUAGCGAAGCACGAUGCGAAGGCGAUUGAAGAAAGGAACAAGGAAUGGGAGAGCAGUCCGAAGAUAUUUGCGUAUAAAGAUGCCGGAGUGAACUGUGUGGCGGUGGGAAGUUCGCCGAGGUUUAAGGUGUAUGAGGUUGAUUUUGGAUGGGGAAAAGCGGAGAUCGUGAGGAGUGGGUUGAACAAUAGAUUUGAUGGGAUGGUGUAUUUGUAUCCAGAGAAAAAUGGAGGAAGAGGAAUUGAUGUGGAGAUUAGCUUGGAAGCAAAUGCUAUGGAGAGGUUGGAGAAGGAUAAAGAGUUUCUUAUGGAAGCUUAAUUCAUUUGCUUUUGCUUUUGCUUAAUUGGUAUGUUUUUGUUUUUUUUUUGAGUUUAUUUAUUAUUGUUUUAUCAUGUGGUAUGUUUCUGUUUUUUUUUUCUCAGUUGGUAUAAAGGAAUAAUGUUCGUUUUUGUGCUUAAUGUGUUAAAUAUUAUUUGGAUGUCA
Messenger RNA from Solanum pennellii, 1568 nucleotides. Its product is annotated as BAHD acyltransferase DCR. NCBI's taxonomy places the organism in Eukaryota, Viridiplantae, Streptophyta, Magnoliopsida, Solanales, Solanaceae. The record is from RefSeq and is a predicted model, not a curated record. The transcript is spliced from 2 exons. Bases 72 to 1403 code for a protein of 443 amino acids.